AUAAAAGUGGGUGGGGUUUUAUCACUCAUUACAUUAGUCAUGCAUGCCUGGUUUUGUUUUGACCUGCAGUUUGCACACAGAGGAGAGAGGUCUGACUUUGAUUAUUUCUCAGAGAUGGACACUUCUGCAGGAUGGAUACUCUGGACAAUGUUGAGUUGUUUUACUGCUCUGGACUGCACUGCACUGAGAGUAACAGUGAGGGACUCCACAGUCGAGGUGAUUCGAGGAGAUUCUGUUGUCCUGACCUGCUCCUUCUUCACCUCCAGCCCCCUGACCAGACUGAACAUUAUCUGGACCCUUACCCCAUUCUCUAGUCCAGAAUCACCAAUACAGGUGAUUGUGUACGACCACGGACAGGUGAUUGAAAACCCAUCGCUCGUUGGCAGGGUGGCGUUUACAGGGGUUCCCUGGAGCGCGGACAUUGUUCUGAAUGACACAUGUGUAUCAGACGCUGGUGUUUACCGCUGCAUGAUCAACAACCCCCCAGAGACAGCAGAUCCAGGCAUUGGAGAACUGGUCCUCAGUGUUCUGGCGCCGCCCUCGCUGCCUGUGUGCCAGUGGGACAGGGAUAUUGAUUUGGGAGGAAGUGUCACACUGACCUGCACGGUGGCCGACGGCGCUCCCACUCCACAGAUCCGCUGGCAUAAACUGAAUCCAGAUAAACUGGCACUCCCUGUCAACAUGGAGGGUGAUCUGACAGGCUCUGUCCACAUUGUGAACGCGUCCUCUCAGACAUCCGGUCUGUAUCAAUGUUCUGCCUCCAACUUCUUAGGGACACAAAACUGCUACGUCAACUUGUCCAUCUACAACACCCCAGACAGUUCCUCGGGGCUGCUGCAGGGAGUGCUGCUGACUCUGUCUAUGACCUUGAUGAUGCUGGUGCUGUUGGUGGUGAUCCUGUGGCUCCAUCGCACAAGGCUGGAAGUCAAAGAUGACCAGUGUUACAACGAAAUACGGUACACAACUUCUUUGAAGCGUUCGUUCGUCUGAUUUCUCCACAUCUGCACGAAUAAAGACCAGGAAU
Thalassophryne amazonica is the source of this 1024-nucleotide messenger RNA. RefSeq lists its product as uncharacterized. Gene Ontology annotation, cellular component: cell-cell junction. The coding region runs from base 40 to 990 and encodes 316 amino acids. The record is from RefSeq and is a predicted model, not a curated record. Gene Ontology annotation, molecular function: ionotropic glutamate receptor binding. Lineage: Eukaryota; Metazoa; Chordata; Actinopteri; Batrachoidiformes; Batrachoididae. The transcript has 7 exons. Gene Ontology annotation, biological process: homophilic cell-cell adhesion.